Cimex lectularius (bed bug) is the source of this 561-nucleotide messenger RNA. Its product is annotated as E3 ubiquitin-protein ligase RING1-like. The record is from RefSeq and is a predicted model, not a curated record. The coding region runs from base 163 to 552 and encodes 129 amino acids. The transcript is spliced from 3 exons. NCBI's taxonomy places the organism in Eukaryota, Metazoa, Arthropoda, Insecta, Hemiptera, Cimicidae.
UUGUUUAUUUAAGAAUCAUAUUGCGUGAUGACACAUGGUAAAAGUUAUUGUUAACCGUUUAAUUUUUAAACGAUUCAAAGAAUCCGAGGAAUUAACGAAACACGUUUGGAAAAAUAUAAAAAAGGAUUUGUUAAAACAUUGCUACAACAAAAUUCACUGUUCAUGUCAAUGAGAGGAAGGAAGAAAAGCUCAACCAGACGGAGUACUAGCAACGAAGCACAAAAUUCUGUCGAAUGUUCAUCAAGCGGUACCAGCAGGAAGAGGAAAGGGAGAAAAAGCGAGUCGCCGCCCGCUACAAAGCGAAGCAAGAAUAUAUGCGCGGUGUGCCUGGACGAAUUGUCGAAGGACAUCAUGGCAACCCCUUGCGCCCACGUUUUCUGCCUUCUGUGCCUCGAGACGGCCUUAGAAUACUCCCUGAAGUGUCCGUUGUGCCGUGCACCCAUCGAGGAUGAUACCAGGCCACCGCAGGGAUCCCCGACGUCUAACAGCGAAACGGACGAGGAAGGUGCCAGGGAGCAGGAAUCACCCGGGAGGCCUUCUUCGAGCCAGUAGGUCGACGCU